AAUUAAUUAUUUAUAUAAUUCUUAAAUUAUAAAAAACAAUUCACAAUGGGGAGUAUGGAAAAAGCGAUCAAAACGGGUUUCAUAUGCCGUUUGUGUUCAGAAAUGAACAAAGUUGUAAUACAUAUUUAUAGUGAUUUAGGAUUAAAACUUAAAUUAUCUGAGAGGAUCCAUGAACAUUUACCAGUAAAAGUAUCCGUAACAGAUCCUUUACCAAAAACUGUUUGUUGGAAAUGUAUUGCUCGAUUAGAAGAACAACAUAAAUUAGUUCAAAGAAUUAAUUACGCCAGAAAACAACAGAAGUUAUUACAGAAGCAGGUGCUACAAAAGAAAAAAGAAACCUUAGAUGCUGAAGCUGCGCGUGAAGCGGGUACAACAAACGUACCAAAUCCUGUAAACGAAGCAACAGUACGUAAUGUACGGCCACGAAAACGACAUUCAACUGAAUCUACACCAUCAAACAUCAAAACAAAAACAAAACAUUAUCAUCGACGACCUAGAAAAUAACCAAUCAUUAUUUAUCGUCGUGUGUUUUUUGAGCGAAAAGCAAGUCAUAUGAGAAUUUAUAUAUGGAACCUAAAAAAAUAUGGAUAAAUUAAACAAAAAAUUUUCAAAGUGUGUUGUUUUUUGUACUGCAUAUUUAUUUUAAUAUCAAACAAAAACAAAGAAAAGACUUUUUAUUAUUAAAACAUUUUUAUUAAAUUAAUUUAUAGUUAUCAGUUUUAUUAAAUUAUAUAUAUUGGCGACAUGCUUUGCGAUUACAGCGCCACUGUGGAAAUAAUUCAAACUAAUAUGUGUGGUUGUAUUUAAUAUUAUUAUAUCUAUGAUCAUUGUCAAUAUCAUAGUUUUAUUUCAGGAUGUUUACAUAUUUAAAAAAGCAGUACAAAUUCGGGUGUUCUAGUAAAAAAAAUUGUCAAAAGAGUCAAAAUUCAUAUAAGAAGUAAAUUUGAAAAACAACGAACAUUUUUAAUUGCAAGUUGUACAUUUUUUAUUGAUUCAUGAAGUAUACAGGGUGGACUAUUUUAAUCUAUUAUGGCUAAUAGUUCGUUUUGUAGUAUGAAAUGGCAAAUCCGGUUAAAUUUAUAGCAUAUCGGGUUAAUACACCAAGGCUUUACUGACAUAAAACUUCUUGUUGUACCUUCGUUAAUUUUAAAAACUUACUGGACAAGAAAACGCUCUUCAUUUGUAAAAAUGGUUUUUUUUAAACCAUAAACUGUCGGCUGUCACGCUGUCUUUGUUUUUUCAUUGUCAUAUUACCUCAAAAAUUGUGUAGAUUCAAACCUUGCGUUAAUUUUGCGAUAACUAAGGCUGGGUAUACACGUAACUGUAUACUUGUGCAGGACAGGUGAAAAAAUACAUAAACGACUGGAUCUCUGCUUAUGGCUAGUUGUCUGGCAACUCGCCACAGUUGACUUUAUGCCUGUGCUGGUAGUAAGAAUCGAGUUUCGAUUCUUCUCCGGUUGCCUACGCAAGUCGCUAUACCUGCACCGGUUUACCUGAAGCGACUAACACACACGCUCCUUUAUAGGUGACUUGUUUAGGUAAACCUAUCUGGUAUACCGUUACAUGUAAGCCCAGACUUAAAUUUUUAAAAAUUAAUUUUUGGACUGUCUAUUCAAGUUUUUGAUUUAUAAUAUUCUGCAGUAAUGCGAACUGGAAACUAAUAAUUAACGACCUCGUCUACAGAGCUUCAAUUUGUUAUAUUAUAAAAAGUAGAAAAGUAUCCAGAAACAUAAUUGUAAUGCUAAUCGAUACCGUUGGAGGAAAUUUCCCACCUUACACCCUUGAAUAUUACGAGUAAAUUUGAUAUUAUAACAAAAUCUCAUUAAAUUUUGACCGACUCAGCGCAAUUAUUUUUACUUAUUAACUCGAACUGUAGAGAAUGGACUAUCUACGUCCUUUCACUGUAAAUCCCAGACAAUUAACUUGUAAAGAUUUUUUUUUUUGUGACUGGAUUCAGACUCAUCUAUUUAGUUACAUAAUUUAACCACCAGAGGCGUAUUAUAUGUAAGUUCAUCGCUAUAAAAUUGUAUA
This is a messenger RNA of Chrysoperla carnea, 2031 nucleotides long. RefSeq lists its product as uncharacterized. Bases 46 to 504 code for a protein of 152 amino acids. The record is from RefSeq and is a predicted model, not a curated record. Gene Ontology annotation, molecular function: zinc ion binding. Gene Ontology annotation, cellular component: nucleus. The transcript has 3 exons. Lineage: Eukaryota; Metazoa; Arthropoda; Insecta; Neuroptera; Chrysopidae.